CGCAACGAUUUCUUUAUUCAAACGCGUCACACACCUUAAUAUGAGUUCAAAACUUCAGCUGAAAACACAGCAAUUGACUCAGCUCUGUCAAGAACAUUUGUCUAGUCCUCAAAUUGUCUCCAGUCAACUACUUAAAGCCAUCCAGCAACUUACCAAAAGAGGUUUGGUGUAUUCUGCUCGAUGGUGUGCUGAGCUAGCCUUCUCUCUUGAAAGCAAAUCACAAGAACGGACAAAAGUUUCGAUCAAUUUAUAUAAUGAAAAUGAAUUAGAGCAAAAAGAGUGUACCGCUUUUCUUUUAGGAAGGAGAUAUUUUGACUGUCGCGAAUAUCGAAGAUGUGCGGAGUGCUUGAAGAACCUGGAAAAUGAGACUAGUGUUUUUUUAAGAUGUUAUUCGCUUUUCUUAGCAAGUGAGAAGGAACGUUUAGAUAGUUCCAUCCAGAGUAUCAAAGCGUUGCAAACUCGCCAACUUGAACCAAUUUUGUCAGAAAUUUGCCAUUUUGAAAAAUCUCAAAAUGGAAUGCUGAGUGGUUUCUUAUGUUAUCUUUGCGGCAUCAUAUCCAGGAACUUGGACCGUAGAAAGCAAGCGAUUUCAUUUUUCAUUCGUGCAGUUGUUCAGUUUCCAUUUCUAUUCGAUGCGUGGAAAGAAUUAUCACAUUUGGUUUCCGUUGAAGAAGAAGAAGAAUCUUUGAAUGCAUCGUUGCCACAACAUUGGAUGACUGCGGUAUAUUACGCCAUGUUAUUUAUGGAACGAAGAGAAUAUGAAGAUGCUUUACAACUUCUAAAUGUAUUGCUAUCAUACUUUCCAAAGAAUACCUUCUUACUGAGUCAAAUUGCUUAUCUUUAUUAUGAUCGACGAGAUUUUGAUGAAUCUGCUCUCUAUUAUGAAGAAAUGAGAAGGAAUGAUCCGCAAUGUAUUGAUGGUAUGGAUAUUUAUUCCAAUAUUUUGUACGUAAGAGAACAACAAGCAGAGUUGAGCAUGCUGGCGCAUCAUUGUAUUUUGGUAGAAAAAUAUCGACCAGAAACUUGCACUGUUGUUGGCAAUUAUUAUUCACUUCGUGGAGAUCAUGAGAAAGCGGUUAUCUACUUUGAGCGAGCCUUGAAACUGAAUCCUCAUUAUGUAUCUGCGUUAACUUUGAUUGGACAUGAAUAUGUAGAGAUGAAGAAUACUUCGAAAGCUAUUGAAGCUUAUCGCAAAGCGGUAGAUAUUCAACCAAAAGAUUUUCGAGCGUGGUAUGGUUUGGGUCAAGCUUAUGAACUUUUACGAAUGCCAAGUUAUUCUCUUUAUUAUUAUCGAAAGGCAGCAUCAUUACGUCCAUUUGAUUCCCGUAUGUGGUGUGCUAUGGGGCUUUGUUUAGAAGAAUUUGGUAAACUUCAAGAUGCCUUGACUUGUUAUGAAAGGGCUUUAAAAUGCGAGGAUCGAGAAGUGGUUGUAUUUCGUAGAAUUGCACAUCUUUAUGAUCAAAUGGGAGACUCGGAGAAGGCGCAUUCGUUUUAUUUGAAAGAGCUGGAACUUCGAGAAGAAGAUGGAUUGGAUGGUUCAGAAACUGCAGAGGCUUUAGGAUGCAGAAAAUUAUUGUUCUAGAUUAGUCGACUUUCCAGGAACUGAAAGAGAUCAAGCUAGAGAUCUUUUAAAGGA
Molecule: messenger RNA, 1636 nt
Organism: Galdieria sulphuraria
Lineage: Eukaryota; Rhodophyta; Bangiophyceae; Galdieriales; Galdieriaceae
Product: anaphase-promoting complex subunit 8
Exons: 4
Coding region: 41-1582 (513 amino acids)
Biological process (GO): cell division
Cellular component (GO): anaphase-promoting complex
Molecular function (GO): protein binding
Source: RefSeq, a predicted model, not a curated record